AUGGUUAAGAUGUCUGUGAUGCAAAUUCAGCAAGCCAAAAGGCAACAAUGUUACCUUUGCGACUUGCCUCGAAUGCCGUGGGCUAUGGUUCACGAUUUUUCGGAAGCCGUAUGCAGAGGAUGUGUGAACUACGAGGGAGCCGAUAGGAUAGAGCUGGUGCUGGAUAAUGCCAGACAGAUGAAGAGAGCCCACGGGUUCCAGGAGCAAAGAGCGGGGCACAGCUCCAAGUCCCACAGAGGGUCCAGCAGUCACGAGCACCAGCAGAACGGGGAAGUGGUGGCCACCUCCAGCAGGCAGCAGGCCGCAGGAGCGCAUCAUUCCACCACGUACAAUUUGCACCAUAGACCUGGGAUGUUGGCCGAGUAUCAGCAGCCGCAGCCUCCGAGAGGCUCUUCCUCCAUGUCCCGAACCCAAAUAGAGGCGAGCACGGAGCACGAGGCCCUGGUGGCCCGUACGAACGUGAGGUUGCCGACCGCGGCCCAUUUGGCGGCGGCGGCGGCGGGGCACCAUCCCCUGCAACCGCACCACCACGCGGCCAACGGCAGACCAGGCACCAUCCCUCAACAGGGAAUUAAACGAGGAUUGAGCAGUGCAGAUGACGAUGACCAUCACGGGCAUCAUACAGGCCAUUCCAAUGGAGACGUGAACGGUGCUAAAAGAAUGAUGUCAGUAGAGGAGCACAGUAACGCGGUGAGACCGCCUCUCACCAGAGGCGAUUCUCUGCCAGCCGUCUCUUUAUCUCAGCCUUUCGUUGUCACCACCGACAGGACAUUCAAGCAGGAAAAGCACCCAAUCAGGACGGCAUCCUUCGAUGCAGGAACGGCCUUUAAACCGAACGCUCCAGUUACAAACGCCAACACUAACGGCACUAACUCUAGUUCGCCCCUGGCAAACAGCAGGACCGGCUCGCCUCCGGAAGCGAACCCUGCGGGCACCACCCAACAAAACCAGCCGACACCGGUUUCCGCGCAGAGCCCCAUGGCCGCUCUUAUGUCGGUGGCCGACAAUUUGCCGCCGGGCAGCCCGCGCUCCGCCGUCGGCAGCCCGCCUGGCAACGCCGCGCCACGUUCAGCGUCCAGAGGGUCGCAACACUCGCCUAACUCUACCGCAGGCUCGACAAGUGGCAGAAGAUCCUCUGGGUCGCGUCACGUUUCAUCCACGACCGUCACAUCUACGGAGGCGGGCGCCAUGAUCGGUCCCAACGUGGAGAACGGCGCCAACGGCGAAAGCGUCGCUACGACACCGGCCGCGUCGACCACCUUGAAGUGCACCCUUUGCCAGGAACGGCUCGAGGACACCCACUUUGUCCAAUGUCCGUCCAUCCCUCAGCACAAGUUCUGUUUUCCCUGCAGUCGGGAGAGCAUCAAGAGACAGGGGGCUGGCUCAGAGGUAUAUUGCCCAAGUGGCGAGAAAUGCCCGCUGGCCAAUUCGAACGUCCCCUGGGCGUUUAUGCAAGGCGAGAUAGCCACAAUCCUCGGAGAAGAGUAUAAAGUAAAGAAGGAAAGGGACACUUAA
Brassicogethes aeneus is the source of this 1515-nucleotide messenger RNA. The record is from the annotation of a GenBank genome assembly. Lineage: Eukaryota; Metazoa; Arthropoda; Insecta; Coleoptera; Nitidulidae.